This is a messenger RNA of Ectocarpus sp. CCAP 1310/34, 2597 nucleotides long. NCBI's taxonomy places the organism in Eukaryota, Phaeophyceae, Ectocarpales, Ectocarpaceae. The record is from the annotation of a GenBank genome assembly.
GCACACAACUCCCCCCCAUCAUCAAGAGAAGACAGCCUGGCCCACACACAGGACAAGAUACCCAGUGCAGCGAGGAGGGCGCGGAGAGCAGCAAGAGCAGCGAGGACGACUAUAGCAGCGAGGACGCUGAGAGCAGCGAGGACAGUUAGGUGCCGGACUUCAUCCUCGCGGUCGAAGAAUGGAGCGUCAUCGGUAACGCACGAAACAACAUGGUACGGCAACGAUUCAAGGACGAAGCGAAGCACAAGCGGGAAGUCCAAACGUGCCCACUGCAAGCAAAUAAACUCUUCAAGCCCCAAGAAGGGAUCGACCUUCUCGACGCAGCGACCCCGCAGAAAGAAAGAGAAUCUUGGAGAUGUUGCAGAAGCAGCGGAACGAGAGCUGAGGUUCACCGCCGCCUACCGAAAGGAAUUGAAGGAAGGGUUAAGCACGCAGCCGAAGCCACCUAGCUCGAGCGAUGAGAAGCAAGACGAGGACACAGCGCCGGAAAUGCUUAAAGAGGCUGGAGGCUGAGGUGCUCGGGUGAAGGGCGAAGCUGAGCGAGCGUUCCACGCCUUCGCAGGCCAAGUACAUGGACCUUGCCCGGAAGGUGGAGGAAAUGGAGCGACGCGAGGCCGAGCUCGAGCGUGUGCUGUCGGAGAGCCGGCAGCAGCCCAAGCUGGAGCUGUCGAGGCUGCAGACCAUCCACGCCGACGAGAUUCGCGCCAAGGACGCCCUCGUUCACGGCUUUAGGAUCGACGUCGUCAGCCUGCCGCGGGCCGCCGGCAGCCUCAUGAGCGGCGCGGCGGAGGCGGGCGGAGAAGGGGAGGGUGGAGGGGGACGGGGGGCACCGCCGCUGCCCCACCGGUUUGGGGGCUCAUGCCUUGAUGACCUCCAUCUCUUUCGAGCUUUUUUUCUGUCUCUUUUUCGAGUCAGGGUGUGUGGUGUAUAUAGCUGUGUCUGUUUAGCAGAGUCCUCCGAUAAGUUUAGGCGUUCAUGCAGUGGUUGGCGGCGAAUUGCGCUUUGCUGUUUAUUGUGUGAGUAGUUUACAGGAGAGAGAACGCGUCCGUGUGAGUGUAUUUAGUGGCGUCCAGUCGAUAAGCUGAAGGGACAAGGCUGAAAGCCCGUUUUUCUGUUGGCUAGCCCUGCGGAGCAUUGCACGUGGUGAUGGUCAUCUAUGCAUGUUGAGGGCACCACACAGCAUCAAUAUAUUGUAGUUUGUGUUGCAGGCAAGACAGUGGAGAUGGUGUUCAACUUUAUCCCCGUUUUCGCGCGUGCUUUCCAAGCUAGUGUUCAUGUUUCCCUUUUUUCCCGCGUGCUCUCCAAGAGAGUGUCAAUGUUUUAAGGAGCGUUUAAGGCUGCCUUUUUUUGCCGGGGGCGGUUGAAGCCACCGUAUUUAUGCGAGCGGCCAUGGCAUCCCGGCCCAAUAGAAAAAUAUUCACGGAGCCUCUUGAGGGAGCGAGAGGGGGAGAGACGAGAGUUUCGAAGGCGAACAACGUUAUCUACCACAGUGUAGUUUCAGAUGAUAUGAGAGAGCAAUUAACAUCAGAAGGUUUUCAGACGUCCGCCGUCUCACAAAAGAAGGCAAUCCUUUAUCCACCUUCCAUUCUACACAUAUCUGCGAGUAUCAACGUGCUGAACGUUCUUCAUCAUACUCCCAUGUAUCAACGGCCGGCGUCUUCGUUGCAGUUCAUGUUGGACGAGAAACGCUGGUUAAUAAGAUCAUGAUACAUGAUAGAUGCUUCCCGACAGAACGAUUUCAGUACAUGUAGCUCCCGACGUGAAGUAUAUACAGCAGCCAACUCCCUCGCUAUAAAGCAACAGAGACAAAGAAAACUCUAUCCAGAUCUAGAUAGCUCGAGACAAUCUCGAAAAAAAGGGGGGGGCUGUAUGUGUGCACACACCCGCAGUAAUCAUCCACGAAACCCCCACGUUGCCCGGCGCCACCGUCACAGUUGAGUUUGCCGGUGGCUUUGCUACGCUCUCGUAGUUUCUGGCUUGCCUCUAACCAGGCAUCUCAGAUCUCAGGCACUCAGGCACCCAGCACCGCCUCAGGCAACCUCAAUUGGCUCUCAUUUGAUUUUGGCCGGUGGCGUACCUCGAGCUCAAUCAACAGCAUGGCGCAAGUAGGAGAAGGACGUCAGGUCCCCACGAACGGUUGAAGCAUGCUUUUUGGGUCGAGGGCGUGAAAGGCGCGGCAAGCAAAGCGGAGGAAAUCAAUCGAUCGCAGGAGUCAUACUGGAGCUUCGUUCGUCGUCUGCCGCCACUGCCUGAUUUUGUUUUCGCGUUCAAGCGUUUCAAACGGCCGCGAGAUUCACCACGAAAAGUAGAGACGUUGCAAUCAGCAGGGUGUCCUACGAACGAGCAGUGGUGGGGAAGUUUGGAGUUGUAGGGGAGUGUACUGAAGUGUUGGGCAACAACUUACGAAUUGCCGUCUAAAAAAAAGUAACCAAAUAGUAACCCCGUUGGGUACAGAGUAUCAGAUUUUGGGACGUGUCGACCCACCCUUGUGUAGCUAGCUGUCUGGUGACGGGAGUAGAGUAAGGGUUGCUAGGUGAUGGCUCGAGCGUGCUAGUGAUUAAUAAAGGUAUCCUGUAAUUUCGGGGAAGUGCAUGAGG